AUGGAGGUCAGCCAUGAGCCAAAAGAAUUAUAUACGCAUAAUUCUCCGCUAUGUGGAUGUGACAAUAAUAAGCUGAAAGGCGUCUGGGCAGAUGUCGUAAUUGUUAUGGACACAAGUGCUGUCGAUGAUUCAGCUGCUACGAUAAGAAGUUUUCUGAUAGCUCUGGUUAAUGCAACGAAUAUUGGCCAAGGCGAGGGACAGCAUAGUAGAAUUGGAAUAAUCAACGGCGGUAGUAAGGCCACAAUAUUUGCUAACCUGACAAAGUACCAAAACACCAGAGAAGCCACUGAAGACAUAAAAAAGUUACCUAUGCUGGGAGGUUCUAUAUUUCGUGCAGACCUGGCUCUAGAAGCUGCAAAAGAAGUGUUUGAUAUCGAAGUAGCUAACGGCCGCAGAACCCAUUUCAAAAAGAUUGUGAUCUUGUUCUCAACCAGAGGCUUUGACUGUGCGAAAUCAAAAUCUCUAAAAAUGAAAGUUGACGAAGACUACGCUUGCCGAAUAGCGUCACAUAUGAAGUCCAGCGGCAUCACGAUCAUUACUGUGGCAAGGAAGGUUUCAUCCACCGACUAUCCAUCAAUAGAUUUAGGAACACCUUGCUACAAAAUGAAUCAAGACAAUGACUAUGCGGCAAAUAUUGUUAAUCUUUUAUGCAAAGCUAACUGCUACUGCGAGCCAGAUUUCUCACUGGUUACAAACGAAGACGACUGUAAUCAGAUUUAUUCCGAAUGCGUCUACUUCUCAAUUGCGCAAAUGAAUUACGACUCUGCACGAAACCAUUGUAUCAGUAUGGGUGCAGGUCUUUCAAACGUCUUCAGCAAAGAAAAAGACAAAUUUCUUUACGGUGUGGUACAAACUUCAUGCAAAAUGUUCCCUAAUUUUCAUAACAAGGAAAAUCGGCACUUUUGUCGAUUGACGGCCCCAGCGCGCUGAUU
Messenger RNA from Enterobius vermicularis (human pinworm), 932 nucleotides. The record is from the annotation of a GenBank genome assembly. Lineage: Eukaryota; Metazoa; Nematoda; Chromadorea; Rhabditida; Oxyuridae.